UUUUUUAAUUAGUUCAGUUAGUUGUUAUGCAGAUGAUUAGACAUUUGUUGUGUAAAUUGUUAACGAAAGUGAUUCGGCGAGUUUAAUGUGAUUGUAAUGAUGGAUAACACUGAAAUCAAAAUUUUGGGUGCGCCCUGCGGCCGCCACGGGCCCUACACCUUCCACAAGGCCUUCUCGACGACCACGUUAGUUCGCACGAACGACGACGAAAGGACUAGUGCUGCCACCAAUGAGCCACAACAACAACAAAGUGUCAAUUUUAGUAAUAAUGUUGUUAAUAGUAAAGAAAUUUGCAAUGAUAGGACUUCGACAACGACAACGACAACGACGAAUAUUGUUGAUGAUGGUAGUGUAAAAGUUUCCGGUAGUAGUAGUGAUAGUUAUGUGUUUAGGAAACAGACAAGAGUGGUGGCCAUUAGUGAUUUUUGUGUCGUUCGGCCCUGGUCGGAUUCGGCCCUGUUGUGCGUCGCGGAGCUGCAACUUCUUUGGACGGAACACAGGAGUGCCGGAGUAGCAGGAGGCGACAGGACCCUCGCGAGUCUUCGCCUUUACGUGGAACCUGCGAGUGCGCCCGAGUUGAACUCGCUUGCGGUUUUCGGAGAGGUUAGUGGAAAUAUGAGUGCCGGAGUAGCAGGAGGCGACAGGACCCUCGCGAGUCUUCGCCUUUACGUGGAACCUGCGAGUGCGCCCGAGUUGAACUCGCUUGCGGUUUUCGGAGAGGAUGAGGUCCUAGCAAUAUCCGAAAAGGUAGUCCUCCGUCUCGAAGACUUAGUAACAUGGAUGACAGCAGCCGAAGAGGUUCCAUGGACCCGAGGCUUGCAAGCAGUGUGGUACCGUCACGGAUUGGGGGGCCAUCCUAGGUUAUUGUUAAAUAAUAAAGAUAACAACAAUGAAUGUAUCAGUAAAACUGAAAUCAAAGAGAACACUGAAAACGGUGGCGUCAUCUGUGAUCAGAAGAUGGAAGUCGACGAUAAAAUCGGUUUGGAUACCGGAUUGGAGUUUGCUUCAGUAAAGUCUGAGUUUCCCCGAGAUGACUUCGGGGUUGAUAUUGCCAAAAGAAACGAAUCGACCAGGUAUGUCGAGAAGAUUGACAGAAUGAGGAUUGAGAAUGAGUAUGUAAAGACCAAAUUGGAGGUUAUGUACGAGGUUAAGGACUUUAAGGAGUUCAACGGGAAGAGGAAUGUUAUGUUGUCGCAUUCCAAAUUGGAGUUGGCUGAUGUCGAUAAGGAGAAGGAGAAUCUGGCGGAGCCCCAAGAAACCUCAACAAACUCCACCGCCAGUUCCAGAGUAGUCGUCCUCUCUUAUUCGAGAUACUGCCGGCACCGAGCCUUAGCAAAACGCCUAGAACCUUCGAAAAAAUCCCAAUCCGAUGUCAAACUCGAAAAAGUUUGCACGAAAAUGGAGAACAUCAAAAUCGAAACGUCGUCGUCGGAUAGCACAAAUCUACAAAGCACUGCCAAACAAAUCACUAAUAGUCAAUUAAAAUUAAAACAAGAAGGUUCCGAUGAGGAUGGUGAUGAUAAAAGUAAAAUUGUUAAGACGGAAAGUGAGGAUGAUAAAAGUGUCGAGGAUGUUAAUAAGGCGUUGGCGGAAAGUUUGCUGAUGAGCCCGGAGAUGCAGGAUGCUCUGAUACAGGCACUGGGAGGAUACGUUGCUGAUGACAGGAAUACGAAGAUACUAUUUUGCAGGGAAACUUUCUCCUACCCAGAUUUGGAAACCCACGAAAUGCUCUGCAACCACCUAGCACCAAAAUUAAAGGGUCGUCCACGUGGCAGACGCAAAAAACAAAUCCUUCCAGUUUAUAAUUCGACGAAAAAAAGACAAUUGUUGUCCGUUAACAGUGACAAGAACAAGGGCCGAAAGGGCCAUCAAGACGAUGACGACGAGAGGAGGAUGUUACAAAUGUUGGCAGGGCUCUCGGACAGUGGCGGCGAAAUGAGUGGCCCUGAUGGUGCAGGGGAUAGUGAUGAUAUGGGGUCUGAGCAUAUGCCUUGUGCAGCCACUGUGGCUCGUAUGAGUACAGGGGGCGGCAGACGGGGUCUUCGGUGUAAUAGUCGUAAACCUGUCAAGAAUAAUGCAGUGAUAACGCCUACAGGUUCUCGGAAACGUAAACAAAGUGAUAACAGCUACAUCGACAACCUCAACAAUACAGACGAUGAGGACUCGAACAGUUCCGAAUUGAGUCCCGAGUUGGAGCAAAAGGCAAGAGAGAACUUUGAACAAAGACUGAGAGACUUCAAUCGAGAUGCCAUGAUGGACGGAUACAGCAACGAGAAACACAUUAAUUCCAGUGGCGGUCUUCAGGGGUCACCAACAAUACCACGGGUACUAAGAUGACUGCACUUAUGGGGG
Messenger RNA from Ctenocephalides felis (cat flea), 2352 nucleotides. RefSeq lists its product as uncharacterized. NCBI's taxonomy places the organism in Eukaryota, Metazoa, Arthropoda, Insecta, Siphonaptera, Pulicidae. The transcript is spliced from 10 exons. The coding region runs from base 97 to 2337 and encodes 746 amino acids. The record is from RefSeq and is a predicted model, not a curated record.